Molecule: messenger RNA, 5647 nt
Organism: Oncorhynchus nerka (sockeye salmon)
Lineage: Eukaryota; Metazoa; Chordata; Actinopteri; Salmoniformes; Salmonidae
Product: probable E3 ubiquitin-protein ligase MID2
Biological process (GO): protein localization to microtubule
Cellular component (GO): microtubule
Molecular function (GO): microtubule binding; zinc ion binding
Source: RefSeq, a predicted model, not a curated record
UGUCUGUCUCUCUCUCUCUCUCUCUCUGUCUCUCUCUCUCUCUCUCUCUCGUUUCUCUAAAGUUAAAUAUACAAGCCUGUGAGCUUUCACCGACGGUGAGUGAAUGCGCAGUCAGGGAGGUUCGCAGUUGCUUGCGUCGAGUGCGAGCGGGAACAGAACGGAGCAACGCUGUUUGUGUCACAUUACCGGGGCUCUUCCACUUCUGUUCGAUCCAAGUGUUUCUUAACUUCGUUUUCGACCUUUUCAAGAUGACAGAAGAAAAUAAUGUUGGGCAUAUAAAGCUGGUGACUGACCAGCUUCCGUGGGAUUUGAUGUCGCCUCUAGAUUGGUUCUGCUGAAGAUGGAAACACUGGAGUCUGAGCUCACCUGCCCAAUCUGCCUGGAGUUGUUUGAAGAUCCCCUGCUCUUACCCUGCGCCCACAGCCUGUGUUUCAACUGCGCCCACCGCAUCCUAGUCUCCCACUGCUCGUCCAACAAACCUCUAGAGUCCAUCUCCGCCUUCCAGUGCCCCACCUGCCGUUACGUCAUCACGCUGAACCACCGCGGCCUGGAGGGCCUGAAGCGCAAUGUGACCCUGCAGAACAUCAUCCACCGUUUCCAGAAGGCCUCCGUCAGCGGCCCUAACUCCCCCAGUGAGAGCCGUCGUGCCCCAGGUCUCUCCGGAGGCCACAGGCCCUAUAGCAGCAGCGGAGGAGGAAGCUCCGGCAGCCACAGCGCCCGCUCCAGCCCGGCCCAGCCCUCCUCUCAUCAGCACACCGCCACCAUGUCUCUGGAGCACCGUAUCAGCUGCCAGUUCUGUGAGCAGGACCCGCCUCGCGAGGCAGUCAAGACGUGCGUGACCUGCGAGGUGUCGUACUGUGACAGGUGUCUACGUGCCACGCACCCCAAUAAGAAGCCGUUUACCAGUCACCGGUUGGUGGAGCCGGUGCAUGACGCCCACAUGAGAGGCCUCACCUGUCUGGAGCAUGAGAAUGAGAAGGUUAAUAUGUACUGCAUCGUGGAUGACCAGCUGAUAUGUGCCCUGUGUAAGCUGGUGGGACGACACAGAGAACAUCAAGUCUCCUCUCUUAGCGAACGCUUCGACAAACUCAAGGCUUUUCAAGUGAGUCCUGGCAGAGUAUCUGACGCAGUAAUGGAGGCAUCAAAGACAAGCGCUGUGCAAACCCUGGAGAACAACCUCACCAACCUGGUGAAGAGAAACAGUGAGCUGGAGAACCAGAUGGCUAAACUCAUCCAGAUCUGUCAACAGGUUGAGGUGAACCUAGCUAUGCACGAGGCCAAGCUAGUGGAGGAGUGUGAUGAGCUUGUAGAGAUCAUACGCAGGAAACAGAUCAUCGCUGUCAAGAUCAAGAAUGACUGCCUAUAUCCUAACCCUGCUAACAUGAACUUCUCUUCUCUGUCCCUUGCUUGUGUGCCUGCGUGCUUGCCUACCUGUGUGCCUGCCCCUGCCUACAUGUGUGCCUGCCCCUGCCUACCUGUGUGCCUGCCUACCUGCCUACCUGUGUGCCUGCCCCCUGCCUACCUGUGUGCCUGCCCCCUGCCUACCUGUGUGCCUGCCCCCUGCCUACCUGUGUGCCUGCCUACCUGUGUGCCUGCCCCUGCCUACCUGUGUGCCUGCCCCCUGCCUACCUGUGUGCCUGCCCCCUGCCUACCUGUGUGCCUGCCUACCUGUGUGCCUGCCCCUGCCUACCUGUGUGCCUGCCCCUGCCUACCUGUGUGCCUGCCCCCUGCCUACCUGUGUGCCUGCCCCUGCCUACCUGUGUGCCUGCCCCUGCCUACCUGUGUGCCUGCCCCCUGCCUACCUGUGUGCCUGCCCCCUGCCUACCUGUGUGCCUGCCCCCUGCCUACCUGUGUGCCUGCCCCUGCCUACCUGUGUGCCUGCCCCUGCCUACCUGUGUGCCUGCCCCCUGCCUACCUGUGUGCCUGCCCCUGCCUACCUGUGUGCCUGCCCCUGCCUACCUGUGUGCCUGCCUACCUGUGUGCCUGCCCCUGCCUACCUGUGUGCCUGCGUACAUGUGAGUCUUGUUUGUUUGUUUUGCGUGCGUGCGUGUGUCCGUGCGUGCGUGUGUCCUGUGUGUGUGUGUGUGUGUGUUACCUGUCUCAGGUGAUGAAGCUGCGUAAACUGGCCCAGCAGAUGGCUAACUGCAGACAGUGUCUGGAACGUUCCAGAGCCCUCAUCACCCAGGCAGAACACAGCCUGAAGGAGAACGACCACGCUCGCUUCCUACAGACCGCCAGGAACGUGGCUGAGAGGGUUGCCAUGGCCACGGCCUCCUCCCAGGUGCUGAUACCAGAUGUGAACCUGAACGAAGCCUUUGAUAACUUUGCCCUGGACUUUUCCAGAGAGAAGAAGAUCCUAGAGGGACUGGACUACCUGACAGCUCCCAGUCCUCCCUCCAUACGUGAUGAGCUGUGUACUGCCUCCCACGACACCAUCACAGUUCACUGGACGUCUGAGGACGAGUUCAGCGUCACCUCCUACGAACUGCAGUACACCAUCUACACCGGCCAGACCAACUUCAUCAGUCUGUAUAACAGUGUGGACAGUUGGAUGAUUGUCCCCAACAUCAAGCAGAACCACUACACGGUGCACGGCCUGCAGAGUGGAACACGUUAUGUCUUCUUUGUCAAGGCAAUCAACCAGGCAGGCAGCCGCAACAGCGACCCAGCCCGCCUCAAAACCAACAGUCAGCCUUUUAAGCUUGACCCGAAGACGGCCCACAAGAAGCUGCGUCUGUCCAACGACUGCCUGACCAUGGAGAAAGAUGAGAGCUCCCUGAAGAAGAGCCACACUCCAGAACGUUUCAGCAGCACGGGUUCGUACGGAGCAGCAGGAUCCGUCUUCAUGGACAGCGGCUGUCACUACUGGGAGGUGCUGCUGGGCGCCUCCACCUGGUACGCUGUGGGCGUGGCUUACAAGUCAGCCCCUAAGAACGAGUGGAGUGGUAAGAACUCCUCCUCCUGGGUGUUUUCUCGCUGUAACAACAACUUCAUGGUGCGUCACAAUGGCAAGGAGAUGCUGGUGGAGGCCAGCCACCAGCUCAGACGUCUGGGAGUCCUUCUGGACUACGACAACAACUCCCUGUCCUUCUACGACGCCAUGAACUCCCAACACCUGCACACCUUCGAGGUCAGCUUCCUGCUCCCCGUGGCUCCCACCUUCAUGAUCUGGAACAAGUCUGUGAUGAUCCUGUCGGGGCUUCCUGUGCCGGACUUUGUGGACUGCCCUGAGGAACACCCGGAGGGGAUGACGACCCUGUGUCGCCAGCAGGAGUCACCCUACGUGUCGGGUAUGAAGGGCUGUCACUGAGACUGGGACUGGGGGCUGCGACUCGGCCUGUUGUCACAGAGACGGCUGAGAUUGGGGAUCGUUGUCACGGAGACCGAUGAGGGCUUGGACUGGACUCACAGGACUGGGCUGGGUGUGACUCACUUACUUCCUGGGUUUGUGGGCCAAUGGGGUAGAAUCUUCCUCAUCCUCUGCUUCCUCCUUCCUCAUUUUCCCCAGCUCUCCUUUCUCGUCGUGGAUGGUUUCAGUUACAAUGCCUACUACUUGUCUCAGUGUGAGGAUGUGUUUUGUUGUUUAUGAUAUUUACAAAUCAUCACAGAAGCUUGACCUGCAUUAUGUGACUACUAGUCUUGUAUUAUAAGAAACUUUAUUAAUCAUGAUUGAUUAGAGAAUGUUAAUUAUUCAUGAAUAAUAAGUUGCUUUUUAGAGUUACAUUUAUUUCCCUAGUGUGUAAAAAAAAAAAAGACAGAAAAAGAAUUUGGGCAGCAUUGUUCUUCCUCUAGAAAGCAUAGUGAAUUUAUAUUGUAUAGAAAACGGAUAUGAUUAUGAUGUUUAUGCGAUUCUAAACACAGUAAAAAUGGACAAAACUGACAGAGAAAAAAAGUUCACAAAGUUGAAUAUUCAGGGAGGAAACGGUUAAAACCAUUUGAUUUACUAUCGGUUUUGAUGUCAUAGCAUGAAAUGUAUUUCCUAUGUGAUUGGUUCACACCUCAUGUUUUGUUUGGUUUGGUUCUGUCGAAAAGCAUGCUGCGUUAUGGGAUCCCACUUUAAACCUCUGGUUCACAGGUUAUUCUGUAUAAACUCUUAUCUCCUUAACCUUUUACUGGUUCAUUUCCUGGUUAUCAUGAGGCACUCCGUGACCCCUGACCAAUAGAAUCCCUCACAGUCACCACGGAGCUCCACCACCUCCCCUCACGUCCAAUCACUGGUCGAGGUUUACCUUACUACAGAGAGGUGUGUUAUUAUAGUUUGUUCCUUUGUAUAAAGUCCCAAGACAAUGAAGACCUGUUAUUUUCUUAUAGAAAUCAUCUGAUUUUCAGUCAAAGAAAAUCACAUAUUAACCAGAUAUGGAGAAGAGAAGACCAUCUAAGUUACGCGUUACAUAAUCCUAUAUUUAUUUGGGCUUUUUAUGAGUUGGUGGUGUAGAUUAUAAAUAUGAUUUUCCUCUGAUUGAUAUUCAGGGAUGAAUACAUAGUGGGUCUGAUCAAGACAAUCAAUAGCAUAUUGUUAUGCAGGCAGGUGAAACAUAACCAGGAACGUGUAACAGGAAAAGGGAUGAACUGGCAGAACUAAAUAUUUGACAUACUAACUGUUAAUUACCGAAAACAAAACGGAUGCUUUAUUUUUUACAGUGAAUUAAACUUAGUAGUAGUGAACAUAUUGGGAACAGACAGACUCGUACUACUGGUAAUGCCACCGUCCUGAUGGCUGUGGUUCCAUCUCACUCCACUCAUCCGUGGAUUUACACUGUGUACCCAAAUGGCACCCUAUUCACAUCUUUUGAAAAGUCAAAAAUAAUGCGCUAUGUGGGGAAUAGAGUACCAUUCAAUCCAACCUUAGUUUUCCAUUUCCUGUUUCUUUUGUUUGUUUUUAAGUUCCUGUUUUUAAUUGAAAGCACAAACUAUCCAAUCUGUCAGAUUUCUACUUGGCAGAGUGAUAGUUGGAGAUAUAUGAAUGGAUCUGUAUCUAACUGCCGGUGAGCCAGGAGUACCGUUAUAGACCUAAGACGACAACGAUUCAGUCACAUGACCAGGGUCUUCUGUUUUAAAGAGCUAGCUGAAUACUGGACACAAGAGGUCAGAGGUCUUUUAGAUAACAGUGCUUUGAUUAUAACAGGUGGGGACACUUCACUGUAGACACCUUGUAUGUAUGCAUUCAUAAAGCCUUUAUAACAGCUACAUAAGACAUAACAUCGGUUUUAUGGCGCUAUUAAAGGCGAUACAAGAGGUCACAAAGCUGGAUAAAGAGGUUGUUCUCUUUUCUUUAGUCGAGCAGCAGAUUUUGUGAAUGUUAACAUUUCUUGAAUUCUCAGAAAGCUGAUCAAGGUGAAGUAAACAAGAGGUGGAAGGAAGCUGGCUGUUGAUUUCUGAGCUACAACUGACAAGCUCAAUUCAUUUGUAUAAGAAGUGCAUUUGACUUGGGGGUUACCUACCGCAUGCAUGAUAAUGUGUCUCUGAUCUACUUGGUCCAUACAGUCUGUGUAUCUCAUGAACGUUUUAUAGAAACAGAUUAAUAACAAAAUGUCUAUUUGAAAUAUACAACUUUAUUGAGACAUCUGUGUUCAUGCAUAUCAUUCAGGUAGUUUUGCUGUGCUUUGUGCUACUACUACCGGUCAAUAAACAUACUAAGAAUAAUUGA